Molecule: messenger RNA, 2005 nt
Organism: Glossina fuscipes
Lineage: Eukaryota; Metazoa; Arthropoda; Insecta; Diptera; Glossinidae
Gene: Cdk5alpha
Product: cyclin-dependent kinase 5 activator 1
Exons: 5
Coding region: 503-1783 (426 amino acids)
Biological process (GO): positive regulation of cyclin-dependent protein serine/threonine kinase activity; activation of protein kinase activity
Cellular component (GO): protein kinase 5 complex; cytoplasm
Molecular function (GO): protein kinase binding; cyclin-dependent protein serine/threonine kinase activator activity
Source: RefSeq, a predicted model, not a curated record
AGCUGAAAAUUAACCAAUUCAAAUUAACUACUAAACGAUAGCUAUUCAAAACCAUCGUACGCUUUAAAAGUAUAAGAGCAAAGCUUAGAUAUUAUUUCGUAUAUCUACGAAAUUGUAAUGAAAGAUCUUAUAUGUGGUACAAAACAUGUACAUGAAGUGUAUAAAUGAUAAAAUCUUGGCUUUGUCAUUGCAAAAGUCUGAAGAACUGGAAGUGUAAAUAAAAGGAUUUUCCAUAUUUUUCCAUUUGUAGACGUAAUGGCAUAUGAGUUUGUCUACGUUUUAGACGUAAAAGUCAACCCCUAAAUUCGUUAAUAGCUACUCUCUAGAGGAGAUUCUGCGCAAAGUUAAAAUCAAUACAGCAAAUUUAUGAAAUUUUAAAAGAGUAUUGCAUUGCAGAAAAUAUCAAAAUUAACGAAAGAAAGGCAAAUUUUUAAACCAUUGAAAAAAUAUAUAAAAAAGAAGACGGGAGAAUAAUAUUAUUAAGAUAAAGCUUUAAAUUAUAAUGGGAACUGUGCUCAGUUUAAAUCCGAAAGAACGUCAUAAUUCUGUUUAUUCUGCCCAGCGUCAUCUGCCAUACAAUCCACAAAAUGAAUUAAGAAAUGAUCACUUUCCAGAGCAUUUAAAUUAUGCGGACUCGCAACUCAACAAUUAUUCGUAUGAACAAUUAAAUAAUGCGAAAAAUCGUGAAAAUAAAGCUGUGCACGGUAGCCAAUUUUCUAAGAAUGGCAAUUACAAUCUAUCGGGAUGCUCAAAUAUUAAAUUUAGUUAUAUUAAUUCGAAUAAUAUUCAUCACAUAAACAAUAGUACCAAGGAAACAAUUAAUAAUGAUUUGGAUUCUCAUUACGACAAUGCGACCAUAUUAUCAGAAAAGAGUACAAUCGAGAAAAACUUUAAAAAACAUUCGCUUUUCAUUAACGCUUUGUCAUGGAAGAAAAUAGCAUCUCAUAAUAAGAAGAAGGUUGAUAAUAAAUCAAAAUCCACAAAUCUGCCUUCAACUAAUUUAAAAACACAGCAUCGCGAUAAUAAUUGUGCGGCAGUGAGUGAUAAAAACAAAAAUGUACAGCAAAAUAUUAAUUACAUAGAGGAACAUCACAAUCUCAGCAAUAACGAUUCUUAUAAACAAUAUUUCACGACUUCAAAUGAAAAAAUAACUAACGGUACAGAUGCUGUUAAAGUAAAUAAUACGAAUAGUAUUUUGUCACACAAUAAACUUGUACAAAAACAACCGUUAGCAUUAUCAUUGCCAUCACAAUUCCAACAAAAAACUAGUAAUCAUGCUCCGAGGAAAACUGUUAUACAGGCAUCCACCUCCGAAUUAUUAAAAUGCUUAGGAAUUUUUUUGCAUUACCGAUGCAAAAAGCUGCGGAACUUUGAAGCUGGAGAUGCUGUCAUGUGGUUGAGGGCUGUUGAUAGAAGCCUUCUACUUCAAGGUUGGCAGGACGUUGCCUUUAUAAAUCCUGCAAAUGUUGUGUUCGUCUAUAUGCUUGUACGUGAAUUGGUCGACGGAGAGGAAACCAAGGAAUCCGACCUUCAAGCUGCUGUUUUGACCUGCCUUUAUCUUUCAUAUUCCUAUAUGGGAAAUGAAAUUAGCUAUCCUCUAAAACCAUUUUUGGUGGAAGAUUCAAAAGAAAAGUUUUGGGAUAGAUGUUUGGUGAUUGUUAACCGUUUGAGCAAUAAGAUGUUAAGGAUAAAUGCAGAACCAGGAUUUUUUACGGAAGUUUUUACCGAACUUAAGUCAUGCGGACAACUUACCAAUGGAAGCUUUUCUUGUGGAGCUGCUUGACGUAUAGACAGCAGAGGUAUUGUUGUUCAACUUUCAUUGUCAGCACAACAUCACAUUUUUUAUGAAAAUAAAUCUUAAUGAUCACUCCAUCAUAAUAGACAACAGUUACAUAUGCAUACAUCUCUUUAAAUUUGUGUAAAAAGUUCUUGUCAAAAAAUUGUCGAUAGACACAAUAUGUUAAACCAAAAAUUGAAAUUAAAAAUAAAUAAAUAAAAUGUGUGA